Salvelinus namaycush (lake trout) is the source of this 4007-nucleotide messenger RNA. Its product is annotated as large neutral amino acids transporter small subunit 2-like. The transcript has 11 exons. Bases 895 to 2481 code for a protein of 528 amino acids. Gene Ontology annotation, cellular component: membrane. NCBI's taxonomy places the organism in Eukaryota, Metazoa, Chordata, Actinopteri, Salmoniformes, Salmonidae. Gene Ontology annotation, biological process: neutral amino acid transport; amino acid transmembrane transport. The record is from RefSeq and is a predicted model, not a curated record. Gene Ontology annotation, molecular function: L-amino acid transmembrane transporter activity; neutral L-amino acid transmembrane transporter activity.
AUAUCUUGCUCACUGCUGAGUCAAACCAAAGCGGCAAGGAUACAGCUCGUGUCUGAAGACCAGAAAGGAAAUUUUUAUUGAGGGUCGAUUUUGGGGUGGGAAGACACAGCCGUGUGUUUUUCAACAAGUUUUGUUUGUGAGUAAAAAAAAAAGGGGAUGCUUUAGUCGGGUCUCUCGAGCUCUUGCCUGGAAACAAGGAAGCAGUGAAAGCUAUUGUUUUGUGACAGGAGGUUUCUUUCGCAGUAUGUCACUGGAAUACGCAAUUCUUGUUCACUAAAUGUACUAUUGAAUACGUGUUACUUGUUUGCUUAGCCAUUUUCAAUAAGACGUCAAACAGUGAAAAUAUAUUAUAUCACAAUGAAAUCACAAAUGUGCUAGUCGCAUUACUGGUCAAACGAGAUAGAAAGCUAUCUCAUCUAAUGUUUUGUUGUGGUUGCCCGUAGCGCAAACUAGGCAUUUGUUUUUUUAUUUGACAAAAUUCCUUAGUGCGCAAGCAGCGCACGAGUGCAACAUUAUAACAACAAAUACAUUGGCAUUCUGGACAACAGAAACAUGACGAUGAUACAGAGCUAAAAACAAAGUUUACAUAAAGUGUAAGUGCACUGACUUUAUGUAUAUAUAAAUUACCCAUUUGUGUAGUGCGGUGCCCAUAAUAUCUGAAAUCUCCAUUCGAUUUGUUAAGGGUUGAAUAGCUAUACCAGCAUACAGCAACAAGUCAAAAUAACUUGUAUCUGAUCAUCUUCGACAACUUUGGGUGAAGUGUCUUGUGCUGUCUUACCAAAGCGCAAAUUGAGCCCCUGCGUCCAAGCGCUCUUUAGCUGUCAACUGAGAGCGACCACAGGCACAGCUGCAGCAGCAAGUGUCAACGAGGACUGAACAACUCUUAUCAGAAAAAUGACGGACGGACCAAGGCAACGAGGAUGUUCAUCGGCGUCUGGCGGGGAUGCUGUCCCCGAGUCCGGGAAAGAGUCAGGAGAAGGAGGGGUGGCUCUGAAGAAAGAGAUCGGUCUUGUGAGCGCUUGCGGAAUUAUUGUUGGUAAUAUCAUCGGCUCUGGGAUCUUUGUCAGCCCUAAGGGCGUGAUGGAGAAUGCUAGCUCAGUGGGUCUGGCGCUGAUCGUGUGGAUUGUCACCGGCAUCAUCACGGCCAUCGGAGCGCUGUGCUACGCCGAGCUGGGUGUCACCAUCCCCAAGUCAGGGGGAGACUAUUCAUACGUCAAGGACAUCUUCGGAGGACUGGCAGGGUUCCUGCGUCUGUGGAUCGCGGUACUGGUGAUCUACCCCACCAACCAGGCAGUCAUUGCCCUCACCUUCUCCAACUACGUUCUACAGCCCCUCUUCCCAACCUGCUUCGCCCCGGAGAGCGGACUGCGCCUGCUGGCCGCCGUCUGCCUACUGUUGUUGACGUGGGUGAACUGCUCCAGUGUGCGAUGGGCCACCAGAGUCCAGGACAUAUUCACAGCCGGCAAGCUGCUCGCCCUGGCUCUCAUCAUUAUCAUGGGCAUCGUGCAGAUCUGCAAGGGGGAGUACUAUUGGCUGGAGCCAGCCCAUGCCUUUGAGCCCUUCCAGGAGUACGACGUGGGGCUGAUAGCCCUGGCCUUCCUACAAGGCUCCUUCGCAUACGGAGGAUGGAACUUCCUCAACUACGUCACUGAGGAGCUGGUUGACCCCUAUGUGAAUCUUCCUCGUGCCAUCUUCAUCUCCAUCCCCUUGGUGACGUUUGUGUACGUGUUUGCCAACAUCGCUUACGUCACAGCCAUGAGUCCUCAGGAGCUGCUGGCCUCCAACGCUGUUGCUGUAACGUUUGGUGAGAAGCUGCUAGGCGUGAUGUCAUGGAUCAUGCCCAUCUCUGUUGCUCUGUCCACCUUCGGAGGGGUCAACGGGUCCCUCUUCACCUCCUCACGGUUGUUCUUUGCUGGAGCCAGAGAGGGCCACCUCCCCAGUCUCCUGGCCAUGAUCCACGUGAAGCGUUGUACCCCCAUCCCUGCUCUGCUCUUCACUUGUCUGUCCACCCUGUUGAUGCUGUGCACCAGUGACAUGUACACCCUCAUUAACUACGUGGGCUUCAUCAACUACCUCUUCUACGGGGUCACUGUUGCCGGGCAGAUCGUGCUGCGCAUCAAGGCACCCGACAUGCACCGACCGAUCAGGAUCAGUCUGGUAUGGCCGGUCAUCUACCUAUUGUUCUGGGCCUUCCUGCUCAUCUUCUCCCUGUACUCUGAGCCCAUUGUGUGUGGCCUCGGCAUGGCUAUCAUGCUGACUGGAGUACCGGUCUACUUCCUGGGUGUCUACUGGGACAACAAGCCUGAAUGCUUCAACAACUUCGUUUCCAAGAUGACCUACCUGGGCCAGAAGUUCUGUGUGGUGGUGUAUCCAGGGGAAACGAAGGGAGCAGGGAACGGGGAGGAGGGCGAGGAGCUGAAGGAGUCCCAGGCUCCUCUCUCGCAAGACGAUGGGGAGACACAAAAGUCUGCAGACUGCUAAACACACACCUUUACUAGCCCCCCCCCCCACACCACUACCACCCACCAACUCCUCAACACUCACACACAGACACGCACACACACAAACUCAGAGAAACACACUCUCAUUGAGGUAGAGUCAGAGUUUCAGGUAUAUCACUAUGGCAGAGAGGAGUUAACACUCAUAGACUCGGAAAUACUCUUACACACUGUUUUUAUGUGUUCAUCCAUCUGAUUGUAUCUUUGUUUCAGUCACCAAUGUUGUGCCAAAUAGAGGAGAGGAGGAGGAGAUGAGGAGACCUAUAUAGACCUAUAUCCGGUCAUUACAUUUCAGUGUGCCACCUUUUAACGCUACUUAUUGCAGAAGACAUAUCCAACCUGACAUCCUCACAGAUACACACUCAUCUUUUCAUCCUCUAAUCCUUUCAUGUACCCCCUUAACUACUCUUUUUCUUCAUCCUCCUCAUCUUCCUCCACACACUCCCUGCACACUCCAUGAGUGAGAGAGCGCUGGCCAUUUUAAAGUACUCGUACUGUACUGUGGCAGAUUCAUCAUCAGCAUUGCUUUUGUGUUCGUUUUUUUUUUUUUUGCCUCCUUUUGAAUAGAAUUUGCCUUGUCUUACUGAAAACACACCAAAGCUGUAUUCCUUUAUUGUCAAAACCAUCAAAUUCAGAUAAAUUCUUUGAAUGUUCUGUUUCAAAUACACUAAAUACUGUCUGUGAUUCCAAAAUGUUUUUUAUAAUUGUUAUAAUUGUUUAUAUCACGUGUCAUUGUUAUUAUAUUCGUUUUUUUAUGUUAUUUUUAAUGUUUUUUUCUGUUCAAUAUCAAUAACUUUUGGGUCUUAUUUUUAUUUUUUGCAACAGCGAAGGUAUACUUUUAAGAGUCUAUGAGGGAUCUGGUUCGGUGCCUUAGGUAUUGGUAUGUAAUUGUUAUCAUUGAUGUUGACAGAUUAUUUCAUCCAGAGAUUUUUAAAGAGAUUUUUGAAAAAUAAUAAUAAUAAUGAUGAAAAAAACAAAGAAAUGGCCAUUUUGAAUAUUCCAGGUUGACUCAGUGUGUUUACUGGAUAUCUGAGGAAGAUUUCAUUAAAGGCAGACAAUCAACUCUACAAAUGAACAGUCUGAUGAUUUAAAAGAGUAGAAGCACAGACUAACACGCCGACUACAGUUCUUACACCUAUAGAGACACGGACACACACACUCACAUGCACACAAACACACACUCGCAUGUCCACGCCCUGGGAGAAAAUAGUCAGAAGUUGAAUUGUAUGUGUAGCUAAGCUUACUGCAAUGUAAAUCAACAGCAGUGGUGUGCUGGUGUUGAUGUAAAUGUCUAUUAUUAAUGUCUAUCAUUAAUGAGGCAAUUCAGUAUUUUUGUAGAUUAAUACACAUCUAUACAUCUACUCUUCAAAAUAGUUUGAUAGUGCUUUAUUUAGUGAUGUUUGAAUUAAUAUAACUGAUCAUGUUUUAUUCACAAAAUAAUAACUGGAUAAUAUUACAUGAAUGUAAAGUUACGUUUGUUGUUAAAGUGACGUCAGGGAUUUAAAUACA